This is a messenger RNA of Rhipicephalus microplus (southern cattle tick), 5807 nucleotides long. Its product is annotated as glycerophosphocholine phosphodiesterase GPCPD1. The record is from RefSeq and is a predicted model, not a curated record. Lineage: Eukaryota; Metazoa; Arthropoda; Arachnida; Ixodida; Ixodidae. Gene Ontology annotation, biological process: glycerophospholipid catabolic process. Gene Ontology annotation, molecular function: starch binding; glycerophosphocholine phosphodiesterase activity.
AUGUACAUGUACAAGUCGCGCUCCGCUGCUCGCGUUGAUACAAGUUUCUUACAUCGGGUCGUAGUCGAGUAUCGACCUCUCAUUCUGAUUAAUCGGAAGCGCUAGCUAGCCAGCGGGCAAGGACUGGUAGUUGUUCUGUGGCGAGGGUUGUUAGGGGUGGACUAGCGGCGCUGCGCCAAACCCCGUUGUAGUCGGGAGCAGACGGUUUUUCCUGUGUCUGAACCGCGGCUCUCCGUACCCUCUGCUUUCCCACAACCCGGUUGCCCAGGCGUGAAUAGAUACGGCUGCAGCUCUUUUCUCCGUCAGUUUGGUGCCGGAAUGGAGUGCCUAUAUGCGGCACAAGCUGCAGUGCACAACCUGCUCCCUACAGAAGAUGCAGCUACAAGAAUGUUUGCAAGCUGGAUGACCAAUGUUUCUAGUCCAUUUCCUUCUGAAGCAGCCUUGGAACUAGCCAAUGACAGCUGUCGGCAGCUUCAUCUGAGGGUGCAGGCAGUCACCCUGCAUGGCGAGACCGUGUUUGUGUGUGGCAGCACUCCACAGCUGGGAGAGUGGCAGGUUGCACGGGCUCUCGAGAUGCACCUUGAGGACCCUGCAACGAAAGUUUGGGGUGUGAAGGUGUCUGCACCGCUGCACAAGACACUGGAAUUCCGGUAUUUUAUAGGCAUCUUGUUGGAGAACAGCAACGUGAUUGUGCGCAGAUGGGAAACGGUCCGACAACCACGUACAGUCAGCGCCAAUGAACUGACUAUGGAUCGAAAUGCUGCCGUUGACAUGUUUGGCAACUAUGAUGGUGAGGACAAGGUGGAGCCUGGGUGGUUGACAACGGAGUCCAUAGUUCAUCUCAAGAUGUUUGACAAUCCCAUUGUGCUGUGGAAGCGAAAAUACAAGUCUGUCCCUAUCUCUUACCACAUCACCCCAAUUGACCUCUCGGUUCGUAACAGUGACGCAGGGCCAAUAUGUGACGAGAGUGACCAGCACAGCAACACCUCUGACUUCGAGUGCGUCAAGUGGCCAGUUAUUGAAAUAGCGGUUAUGAAAGAACAAGAAUACGAAUUCAAAAAACAAAAUCAGUUUGGAAAUGUGUAUGCACCGGAGGACUUUGUCAUUUUCCAGGCACAGGUUAUGGACUCUUCUAGCAUCGCAUACAAGGUAGACUUCUACAUGCAUCGGAGUACCGAUGAGGCGAGCAUUCCUGAGAACAUCGGUAUCAGCUACAUCUUGCCAGGGAACAUGCAGGGGACCUUCGGGACAUGCACUGUACCCAUUACUGGCACCCGGCACCAGCCUGUUGGCCAACUAAAUGUUUCGUACCUGAUCAUCAAGCCUCUGGCCGAUUAUUCGUGUAACUGCCGAGAGACCUACUCCAAGUUUUGGAAAAAGACGAAUAGGAGUCUGGAUGUGGGGCACAGAGGUGCGGGCAACGCACGGCGAACGGACAAGGUUGAAAAUGUCCUGGAGAAUACUGUUGCAUCUUUCAACUAUGCUGCAAAGCAUGGUGCUGACAUGGUAGAGCUGGAUGUGCAGCUCUCGAAGGACAAGGUCCCAGUCAUCUAUCACGAUUACCACAUAUGCAUCUGCAUGAAAAAGCGAAAGUCACCGCUGCAAGAGGAAGAAAAGCUUCAACUGGCAGUGAAGGACUUGACGGUAGCGCAGCUGCAGCGGCUCAAGCUGUCACCUUCGGUACAUGACAGCCACCACUACGACUUUCGGGAGGAUGACCUCGAGGACAACCAGCCAUUCCCAACGUUGCAGCAUGUGCUUGAAGCAGUCGACCCCUCGGUUGGCUUCAAUGUCGAGAUAAAGUGCCCUAUGCAGUUUCGUGAUGGCACAUGGGAAAUGGAUCUAAACCUUGACAUCAACCUGUAUGUGGACAUAAUUCUGCGUACGUUGCUCGACUACAGUGGGAAGCGGUACAUUAUCCUUUCCUGCUUUCACCCAGACAUCUGCACCAUGAUCCGCCUGAAACAGAACAAGUACCCGCUUCUCUUCUUGACACAAGGCCAGACUGAGAAGUACCCACCCUACCUGGACACGCGCACUUCUACAAUACAAAUGGGCACUUACUUCUCUCUCUGCACCCAUAUUUUGGGAAUCAACGUGCACACGGAAGAGCUGCUGCGUGAGCCAAGUCUCAUCACUUUUGUGAAGGAGCACAAGUUGAUUCUUUUCUGCUGGGGAGAUGACAACAACGACAGCGAGACCAUCGCUAGGCUGAAGCGCAAGGGUGUUGAUGGUGUGAUCUAUGACAAGCUGGACUUGUUCAUCACCAGGAGUCCGGAGAAUGAGAGCGUGUUCCACGUGGACCCUGGUUCGACGGUAAGUCUGCUCGAGGCGGCCAGCAGCAGCUGCUCCAGGGAAACCCUGCCCGAGAAUAGUGUGUCUUCAGCCGCCCAUUCCUGCAGUGUUGGCGGCUCCUAGUGUCCUUUUACUCCCCUCGUUGCGCCUGCAGAUAGGGGACGAGGAAGAACGGGUAGCUGCACGGUGUGUGUGUUUUAGAGAGCUCUGCUUCUCGUCUUCCCUGCGCCAUGCGACAGUUGUGCUCAACAAUUCUUCCCACACUCCCAGCUGUCAUUGGCACUGGCGGAAUCGCUUGCCUCCUUCCCCUCACUUUCUGAACGUUGGGUGACGCCUUGAAAACUGCUAUGUAGCACCCUAGUGCAGACGAGUCCAGAGUUCAUUCCCUUGUUUUCAUCGUCAUUGUUGAUCUGUACUCCUCGAAGAGGUCUUUCUGUACAAGCCAGUGGUGACUCAAGUUUGAGAUUGGUUCCCUAGCAUGUGACGAGUUAUAGAUAUUGUGCUAUUGGACGCAGCUCUGCUGCCUCACUGCACUGUUGCCUGAUAGUUCUGUGAGCAACACUGUUGACACUUGUGUGUUAAUGACUUAGUGUCAGUGGUAAGAUGAUGAAGUGGCAUUAAAUACUGAUAACAUUACAGGUCAUUGUUGAGAUGCAGUACUAUCAGCUAUAGUGCUGUUUAGUCAGCUGUGCAGGGUAUCUUAAGAGUACUGGCUUCGUCAGUUAGUAUGCAGACAUUGCCCCUACCUGUAUGUUAGCAAACUUUAUUUCAUCACCAUCAGCUUCCCAAAAGUAGCGUAGGAGGCCUCUGUUGUAUAAAUAUUCAUGUAAAAUAAUUUUUUGGCCACGCUCCUUUUCUCCCCUACCACCCCCGCCUUUUUUUUUGCCGGCGAGUAUGUUUUGACGCCAUGUCGUUGCAAAUUUUUGUCUAGGAAUCUUGUGGUGGUUGCCAUUAACAAAUUUUGCAAUGAAACCCUCUAUAUUCCUGCAUUGACACAUGCUCAGUGAAAACUUGAUACCUGUCAGUGCCUGCUUUGCUGUAGACUGAAUAAUUGCAGAGUUGAUAAGGGGCUUCAUGAACAGCAAUGCAAUUCUUCUGUCAUGUUGGCUUGCCUGUGAAUUUAUCUGCUAGAGUUGUAUGUGUAGUCUUGUGCACCUGUGUGCUGCGGCAUUAAAUAUAUGCACAUUGUGUUCAUUCUAAAUCUGAGAUGUAGAUGGGUGAGAAAGCAAAGCGGAAAACUCCUAUUCUACUGCAUGUGGUUUUAAGGAAGGAUUUGGCUGUCUUCCAUUAACUUUUUUCUGUCCGUAAUUACAAUGUGAGUGGCCUGUGCAAUGCUAUUAGCAUGUAUCUACCAUCUUGAAGUGCCUGAUUGUGUGGAGUGUUUAUGGAGUUAGGACUUAAACCUCUGUGAAACUUGGCAUGCUUGCAUAGUUACAUGGGAUCUCUUGUCCUUAUUCUAUUUAUCUUACUUGCAACGAACACCCACUUGCAACGGUAUCAUAAACCCCACCAGUCCUUGACGCACAAUUGGGGAUAUGCAAAGUUCUGGGAGUACACUUCCCCAUAGAUUUCGUUUGAACCCCAUGUGAUAGCGAAAUUGUACUGAAAGUGCACUUAGGGCAGGUGUGCACAAGUUGGCACCGCUUUUCAUGCCAACAUCUCACCUUGACAUCCCUGCUCUUUGAAAACUUGUCCUCAGUUCAGUGGUGAGAGCAGAAGGUUGGCUGUAUUGUGUUGACCUGCCUUAGUGUGGCCUACUUGCAAUAUUUUGCAUAUCCUUUAUUUAACACAUUGCGAUGAUGUCUUUGCUUAUAAACCUGGUCUCAUGAAAACUGUCCAUUACUUGCACAUGCUGGUGGAGUAAAAGCUGAAGGCCAUGUUUUGAUAGAAGUAUGGGUUGCCUUCAGUAUAUAUUUAGUUUUAAUUAUGCUUUUAAUGAUUUUCCUAACAGAUACAGAAAGAUUUCAUGAACCUAUAGGCUGUACUUAACACAGGCGGAAUGUGCUUAAUGUAGUUCUGGGCUGGUGUGCCUUGGUCUCAUGAAUGUUUUUUACCUGUACAAUUUUAUCCAUAUCCAAGAAGAGCGGCUGCUGUGUUUGGAACUUGCCAGUUUCUGAGCACUACUUUUGGCCGUGGUUCUUUGCUUGGGAUCGUAGCACACUAGGCAGAUUUUGAAGUGUUACACUGGUAAAUUUAAGUUUAUCAGGUUAUGCUAUGGGGUUUCUUUUGUUCAUUCAUUCGUUGCUAAGUAUACUGAGCUGUUAUUGCUGUACGAUUGUUAUGAAGUUAUCAAAGACCUUUUUCUUGAAUUGCAGUGCAGUAGAAGGAAUGGUUCUGCAUUAGCAAAUUAUACUUUAAAUAAAUAAUGCACAGGGAGGAAUGUUUUGUUGGCAGUGCAUCUUGACAAGUACAGUAAGGCUACACAAGCUGUAAAAGAUUUGCAGUCCUGAAUAAUCGUGGUGUAUGCAAAGAAGAAAAUAACGACGAAAAUUGGAAUGGAAGGAUGAAUUUGCUGAAAAAGGAAAGCAGAUGGUACAUGAUGCUUGUUUAGUUUGCAAAUAUGGCAUUAUAAGAUGCACGAGCUCCAAGGUUCCAAGGUUUGCAAAGUGUAGUGUAAGAGUUCUGAUGUUUCUAUAGAGACAUGCUGUUUGAUUCACACCAUGUCAGGCUGUAGUGCCUACCAAGGGCUUUAUGUAUGUUGGAUUAUAUUUUCUGUAUCUACAUGCUUUUGUGGGUUAAUGUAAAUAAAGAUGACCAGUGUUCUUUUUUCCCUUCCUGUAUUUGCGUUUUGGUUGUUGGGUGUCUAUAUAUUUAUCGUUUGAAGCUGACAAGUGGUGUAAUUGUAGGCGCGAUAUGUGUGUGAGGGCUAAUGAGCUGUGUCAAGGUGAUCAUUCCUUUUUGUUUGGUUUGUACAGUCGUGCCAGCUUGAGAACUUGAAAACUGAAACUUCCUUAGAUCAGCUGAUCUUACCUUCAGCUUGAGCUAACAAGCUACAAUAUAGCUGUUGUGGUUUGGUUCAGCAAACUUUUUUUAUUGACAAACUUGUUUUGUGAGGUUGCUUAAGUUUAAUUGAAGUUUCACUGUAUGUUGGAAGAUCAAAUCUUCAUCUUGCCUUGCUUGUAAAAAAAUUUUCACUGAUUGAAAAUUCCUUACAAGCAUUUAUUGAUGACUCGUCGACUCUUCUUUUUUUGUGCUGUGUGCAUAUAUAUUUGUCAAAUGUGCCUCCUAAGUUGGAAAGCCUUUAAUGCUUGCUGCUGCUGAUACAUCACGUAGUGAUUAGCUAUUGUACAGUCAGAUUGAUGAUCUGACUGGACCAAAGCCAGGAUUUCGGGACUGAGUGGGUGGAUGGACGACAUACAUAUGUUACCUAGCAGGUUUGCUAUUCUAUCUUCUUGACAUACAAUCGGGAAAACUGCACGUGUGAAGUGCAGUUGCCAAGCGCUUAAAAAAAAAAGCUUAAUGUAUGCGUCGAGUUAUGCAUCUUGUUGGCUUUAAUAAAUUAUUUUAAUAAA